UUAGCCGACAGUUUCCUCACGACACUACUCUCAGUUUCUGGUUGUCUUGUGUGUUGAAAACCUUUUGAUGGAGUCGUAGCCGCGAGUGUUUAACUCUCCAACCAGUUCCACAGCAAGAAAAACAAGACAGACUGCAGUUUUGUCUCGUUUCACUCCUCAGUCAGAUACUUUCUUUCCCCUCGGUGUUUUACUCUUUCUGGUCCUGACAGGGAGCGAGGCUGUAGAGAUGUCCGACAACGGCGGCUCGACUGUCGGCCUUCUGUCUUACGAGACGCUGGUUCAUGCUGUGGCUGGUGCAAUGGGGAGUGUGACUGCAAUGACAGUCUUCUUUCCUUUGGACACAGCCAAAAGCAGACUGCAGGUGGAUGAAAAUCGAAAGUCAAAAUCCACCCCCAUCAUCCUGGCUGAGAUAGCACAGGAAGAGGGUCUGCAGUCUUUGUACAGAGGCUGGUUUCCAGUCAUCUCCAGCCUCUGCUGCUCCAACUUCGUCUACUUCUACACCUUCAACACGCUGAAGAAGCUGACAGCAUCUAGCCCACACGAGUCCAGGCUUGGCAAAGACCUGCUCAUGGGAAUCAUAUCAGGGGCAGUGAACGUGAUCCUGACCACUCCCAUGUGGGUGGUCAACACUCGACUGAAGAUGCAGGGGGUAAAGUUCAGAAACGAAGACCUCCAUCAGACCCAGUACAGUGGCAUUUUUGAUGCGUUCUCGCAGAUCAUAGCCAACGAGGGGGUGGGAGCUCUGUGGAGCAGCACUCUGCCUUCCCUCAUCCUCGUCCUCAACCCGGCGGUGCAGUUCAUGUUCUAUGAAGCCAUGAAGAGGAGGGCCGGUAAAGGAGGGAAGAGGAUAUCCUCAGCAGAGAUCUUCCUCAUUGGAGCCAUUGCCAAGGCCGUUGCUACCACAGCAACUUAUCCACUGCAGACUGUUCAGGCGAUCCUAAGGUUUGGGCAGCACAAAGGUGAUGGCAAGGGCGGUGUGAUGGGAAGCCUCUCAAACAUUUUCUCCCUGCUCAUGGACAGAAUCAGGAGGCAUGGUGUUUUUGGUUUGUACAAAGGCCUGGAGGCCAAACUGCUACAGACGGUGUUGACAGCUGCCCUCAUGUUCGUUGUGUAUGAGAAGAUCACUGCUGUUACCUUCAAAGUCAUGGGUCUGAACAAGAAACUGAAGCAGUGAACAUACACCUGCUUGGAUACAGCGUGGCGCUAGCACACCAGCGAACCAGGCUGCACAUUAACACGGUGUCAGUAGGUAUUUUAUCGAUACCUCUCUAAAUAAUAUGCUAAUGACAGGAAUCGUUUCAGUCAGUGUUGUAAUCAGAGGUGGGAUUGGUGCCCUUAUGGUUACAGAUUCCCACACUCACCCCAAAAUAUGAACCAUAACCAAAGGGGGGUGUAAUACUUGGACUAUCCUCUCUUUCUUAAACUUUAAGUAGUUACAUUUUUGAUUUUCUCCUCUGAUAAAUCUCUUGAUGUGGUUCUAAAUGAGCUUAAAGGAACUGAAUUGUAAAUGGUAAGGGAAAGCAAGUUAUUGCCACGUAACAUAUUAGUGAUUAGAAUGUAUUUAUCCCUUCAUUUUGCAGCUGUAUUCAUAAAUUCCUCUGGUUCGGGUUGUUUUUUUGAACACUGAGCUGAAGUGGCACAAGUUUUACAAAGUUCUGAACGGGUCUGAAGGCAAAAUGAGUCUGAAAGUGCUUUAAGAUGCAUUUUGCUAAGAGAGAUUCACAAAAGAGAUUCAAAAACAGCUGAAAUUUUAAAGCUAGUUGGUAGAAAUAUCGCCACGUAAUUUUUUAAAAACAUCUGCUACAAAUGAUGACAAGUAGGGUACCAACUAUAUACUUUUCCUCACACACAACGUCUUAUGUUUUAACCGUGAAGUUAAGUUUAAGCUCUGCAAGAUUGAAAUCUCAUGAAAUGAGAAAUGAAAUGGUUAAAUGGAGUUUUUUUUAAUGUUAUAGUCAAAAUGUUAUUUUGACACUCAGAUUGACUGUAACGUCAUAUGUUAAAAUGACUUUAAUAUAAAAGUGUACGAGUACUUAAUCUUACAUUGAAAAUAAGGUAUAUGUGUACAAAUAUUGCAGUAAGUGCCUCCAAAUGAAACAAAGCAAAUACUGUACUAUGAACUGAUCUGGGUGCUGUGAUAACUGAUUUGUUAGAUUUUUUCAAACUCAUGAUGCACUGAAUUUGCCUGCAGUCCUCAUGAUUGUAUAAGUCAGUAUGAACAUUUUGUCAUGCAGUUUUAUUCUAUAAUUGAUGUCAGUGUCCUGUCAGCAGUGUAAAGUAGUCAGGGCUUGCAGUUUUUGUUCGGCAGUGCUCUUUCUGUCUGAUUUGUUGAAUGGAAAUUUCGGCUGCUUUCCUCUUUAAACUGUUUGAAAGUUGAUGGAGUUUUGUUGCUGUUAGACUAGUUCAAUCUGUUAAUGUGUAACUUUAAGGUGUUUUUCUCAGCAUUAAUUUGAAACUUCAUCUAUGAGAUCAAAGGCUUUUGACUGUUUGUUCCAGUGGUGUAGCCCAGUACGAAGUAGUGGGGAGACUGCCAACAUACUGAAAACAACAAAUUACAUUUGCCAGGUUUGAGUUCCUUCACCAUUAAAGUGGACCUGUUAUGCUUUUCCUCAUUUUUAGUCAUAUGUGUAAUGUACAAUGUCGGAUUUUCAUAUUAAAUAAGGCCAAAGUGCCAAAUAAUAAGAUACAUGUAUAUAGAAGUAAUCCAUGUGAGGAAAAACCACUGGCUUCAGACUCCUCUGAAUACUCAGUUUCCAUCUUUUUUUUUUCUUUCAGCCCGAGCUGAUAUCGGCUUGUGAUGGAUUUCUUUAUAUUGUCAUCUGCUCCACAUACAGCAUGCAAGUUCACUGCUCUGCUCCUCUAACAUUAUGGCAUUGUUCCAUAGUUUUUUGGGGUAGUCACGACAAGCCACGAUUCUCCAUCACACAGCACAGUGGUAACUUAACAACUGUGAUACGUGCUGCCCCUCUGUAGUCUUCUUGAAAGCUGGCCAAUAAGAACAGAGUGGGCUCAUCGGGAGGGGGGCCUUUACGAAACGGGAGCUAAAACUGCCUGUUUGAGUAAAAGGCUGAGCUGAUGGACUACAUGAAAGGCCAGUAUAACAAAGACAUUUGAACUGUGAAUCAUGCAAAGCUACUCUAAUGGAGUCCAAAAAUGAUACAGGGCUGGAAAUUAGCAUAAUAGGUCCACUUUAAGUUUGCUAAAUCAUGACCUGAAUUUGGUUUAAGACCUUUCAGCUGACUCACACCUGCUGAGAUUUGGAAUAUAUCCACAUAUGCUGUAGGUGUAAUGUUUCAUUUUAAAUCUGGUGAAAGGUGUGUGAAACAGUAGAAAGAUGACCUUCACAGUAUAAGGUGGAGCACGAGGACCAAAUAAGAUUAUGUGAAGGCUAAAGAGCUCAAUUCCGAUAAAUGCAUCACUGUUAUUUAUAAAACAGCAAAGACAAAGAUUAAAUGUUUGUCUGGUCUACACUGCUAAUCUUUCUUCCAAUAACCACUUGUCCUAUUUCUUGAAAUGGAUGUGACAUUGCUUCAAUGUUCUGUCUUAACAGUAUACAUGAAAAGACUUUGUAACUGCUGAUGCAAUACUUACUUGAAGUUCAAUUUGUUUAUUUACACAUGUUAGUUUUUUUUAAACAUUCAGUCUUUUUAAUGUUUUUGUUUAAAUAUACUACUUGUCUUUUGGGGGGGAUUUAAAUUAUUGUUAUAAUAAAAAAAUAAAGUUUUAGAAAUGA
Messenger RNA from Scomber scombrus (Atlantic mackerel), 3733 nucleotides. It is a transcript of the gene slc25a17l, whose product is annotated as solute carrier family 25 member 17-like. Gene Ontology annotation, cellular component: peroxisomal membrane. The transcript has 9 exons. Lineage: Eukaryota; Metazoa; Chordata; Actinopteri; Scombriformes; Scombridae. Bases 227 to 1174 code for a protein of 315 amino acids. The record is from RefSeq and is a predicted model, not a curated record. Gene Ontology annotation, molecular function: ATP transmembrane transporter activity; NAD transmembrane transporter activity; FMN transmembrane transporter activity.